AUGGGUCAGAGACACCAAGCCUUCGCGAUCGCUCGUGUACGACCUCACGGAAGUCCUCCACAUUCGCCACCCAAGUACCGCUGCAUCGCGGCCUAUCACCACCAGUGGUGCUACGGCCGCCUUCCCCUGCUCGCUACAUACCGCCUUCUCACACUGGUGAGGCAGAAGGAGAACGCAGAGAUUGUGCGCGCCGAGAUCCGCAACAUCGACGGUAAGUAUGGUCACUACCAGGAGCAGCCAGAGAUCAUCAACGUCCCAUGUCCCUUCACCGCUUACCUCCUUGGUGUGAGCUGGGAUGUCGAUCUUACCGUUGCAGAGGAUGCAUAUUCCAGCGGCGUCACGUUCCAUCAUAGUCUGCUGCGCGCCAGCAUGGGUAGCUGGGACGGCGACAAUAAUGACGGGAUCUCUGUCAUCGAUGUGACAGACCCGGGGAAUCCCGCGUAUUGCUUCGCGCUGUCUACUAGCACACCCCUCUCCGGGGAGCAGUAUAUGCGGGCUUAUUAUCCUGUACCAACCCAAUCAGAGGAUCCUGAGUAUAGCAGACAGAUUGAAGAGAUUGUCUUGAAAAUCAUAGCCCUGCUCGAUGGCGAAAAGAUGGUCACGUUGGACAUGCUGGCCGAAGCAUGGCCUGAUGAGUAUCAAAGCGAGGCGAUAGAACGUCCUACUGGCGACAUCACCGACUCCACGAGCACCAGUACAGAGCCGGCAGAGGAGGCACCGAUCCCGUCGCUCGCCGCAUUGACCUUCCCUCAGGCUUUCGACUAUGCUCUCGAGAAGGGCGACACGAUUGAGAACAUACUUUGGCUGCCAGGGAAGCUGGCUGACACAAAGUCCCUACUAAUCGCCAAGUCUCCGUUCCCGGACAAUGCUGUCCAGUUGCUGGUCAAGGUGCUCACCGAGAUGAAGGAGACGACUUCUGUUGAUCUCACCGACUUUGCUCUUUCCUCGGAGCAGGCAGUCCGCGUCGCCUCCCAGCUACCGGGGCUCGAGUCACUUAACCUCUCAUUCAAUGCACAGAUUACGACUGACACAGUGCGCGAAAUUCUCACCGCCGCUCCGGGGCUGAAACGUCUCGUCCUUAUGGGUUGUACAUCCGUCACUCCCGAAGACCUAUAUGACCUCCUGCGCAAGGAGCCGCAGCUGUUCUACAAAUUAGAAGCGCUGAUGCACCCUGCGCUCCUGUGCGCCGCAGAACCGCCGCCAUUCCCCAUCGCGUUCACGUUCAUGACGAACAACGAAACUAUACGAUCCAUGUGCGGGUGCUCCCUCGCGCUCUUCACGCCCGCUGGCGUGGUAGACGCGCUCGCCGAGGUGCUCCGCAGCAUCUGGAGCACCCCGUUUUCCAUCUCCUCCGUGGACGCCGGCCUGUUGUUCGAGGCCGUCCCCACCUCUCGCCCCCGAGCGCCAGAUGUGCCGUGGGGAGCGCGGAGCGUCGUCGCAGUGCCCGCGCUCUCUGUGAACGUGUUUCGUGCGGCGGAGCCCGGCUGGGCGUUUCUCUUCCAGACGAACAUGUUCAAGCAGAAUAAAAACUGGUGCUUUCUGCGUCUCGUUCCGACGGCUCGCAAGUCGGAAGAAGCAGCCCAGGAUCUGCCCUGGGUUGCCGGGGGAUGGGAGAUCCACGACGUCCGCAGCUUCGUGCGCAUCACGACCGCAGAGGGGCGCCCUGCGCCGUCCGAGGACGCCGUGCAGGAACUGGAGGAGCUCCUCCGCCAUACGCCUGAAAGCGGGCCCCAGCUGCACCUCAUGGACCGCGAGGUUUUGAACAGGUUCAUGCAGAGCAGGCCCAUGUUUUAG
Sparassis crispa is the source of this 1794-nucleotide messenger RNA. RefSeq lists its product as hypothetical. The transcript is spliced from 3 exons. The coding region runs from base 1 to 1794 and encodes 597 amino acids. The record is from RefSeq and is a predicted model, not a curated record. Lineage: Eukaryota; Fungi; Basidiomycota; Agaricomycetes; Polyporales; Sparassidaceae.